UUGUAGCAUCGCAAAUGUGUUUUUUUUUGCCUCAGCAGGCGAGGACCUUCUGAUUUUAAUCAUUUGGGAAUUGAGUGCUGGACGGAAAGAAUUGUAAAUGAAUGCCCAAAGCCAAAUAUCGGAAUACAGUCGUUUCCACCCACCCCCCGCCGUCUCCGCCGCCAAGAACCCAGAUCGAUUUCUGGAAUUAUGAUCGUUCUGUUCGUGCGAAAUCCAAUUCGUCUGGCAAAAAGAGGAGCUCUUCGCUAUGUUAAAUUGACGGAAUAGGUACCUGUGAGCGUAGGGAGGCGGCAGGAGGGAGUUGCUGAGAUGUGAAAUCAGCGGCACAGAGCUAGCGGAAUCCCUGGCUUUUUUUAAAAAAACAGUCACUCGGAGAGCCGGAUGGGAACUGAAGACAUUCAUUACAAGACGUGUCGUGUUGCGUAGGGUAUUUAUACAGUUCGGUUCGGUUUCGCCUCCUGGCUCACUGGUGGCGAGGAAUUGCAAAGGCAUAAGACGGGUCCUCGGAGCGACUCCUUGUCAUCAAUGGAUACUUUCCAGCCGACUUAGACCGUGGGUCGUUCCAACAAUUCGUGGGCGAUCCCACUGGCGCUUGCUCAAAAGCAAGCUACCACAAGCUUGUAGAAUUUCAGAGGCAAAGCUGAACGUGAAGACUGCACAGGACCAGCGAGCUGGAACCUCUCUAUUUACAAUGACUGAGCAUCGCAAUCUCCAACUACAAACCCCGUCUCAAGGAAUACAGUGCAUCGUGUAUGUUUCUGAAUAUGAUCAUUGACCACUCCUCAAAUUUCUGGCUCUUUUGGAUCUACUUCAGCGGCAACAAGAAGGCAAAUAACCUCUUUUCCAGGAAACAGCUAACGAGUUCCCUUAUCUCAGGAGAAUUUCUACUCACUGAUGCAAAACAGAAAUACAACAAUAAACUGAAAGAACUGCAAUAAACACUGCAAAGAGACGUUUGCUAAGUUUAAAAAUUCACACAUGAAAACCAUAAACCUCAACAAUGUUUUUAAAAUAUGCAGCAAGAAAUAAGUAAACACACUUCAUCUCCACAGAUGUUGUUUGACAUGCUUUAUGGGAGAUUCCUACCUUUUUUGCGCUUUGAAAGAGGUUUCCAAAUAAUUGCAUAGUCAAUAUUGAGCUGCACAGCUACUUCAGCUUGCCAGAAAACUACCAAUCUUGAUGUCAGAAAUGAUUAUUCAGUAGGAAAUGGCGUGUAACAGAAAGCUCUAUUUUUGGUCUGAACAUUUGUCUUUACUUUUGUUUCUAUCUAGCUUUCACUGGCUUGACCCAGUUAUUGGGAAGCCAAAGGCAACUUCACGUCCCCAUGUAAAUUCCAUAAGAAUUGAUGGGGAUAUUGCUCUGGGAGGACUUUUUCCCGUGCAUUCUCGGGGUGGGUCUGGUGCUAACUGUGGAGAACUGAAAAAAGAGAAGGGAAUACACAGGUUGGAAGCAAUGCUAUUUGCCUUAGAUAGGAUCAACAAUGAUCAAGAACUACUUCCCAAUAUCACGCUGGGAGCUCGAAUCCUAGACACCUGCUCCAGAGACACCCAUGCCUUGGAGCAAUCAUUGACGUUUGUGCAAGCUUUGAUCGAGAAAGACAGCACUGAUGUGAAGUGCAUGAGUGGAGGACCACCAAUCAUUACCAAGCCAGAACGAGUGGUGGCAGUUAUAGGUGCUUCAGCAAGUUCUGUGUCCAUAAUGGUUGCCAACAUUUUACGCCUCUUUAAGAUUCCUCAGAUAAGCUAUGCAUCUACAGCCCCAGAGCUGAGUGAUAACAGCAGGUAUGACUUUUUCUCUCGUGUGGUCCCAUCUGACACCUUUCAAACACAGGCCAUGGUUGACAUCGUCAAAGCCUUACGAUGGAACUAUGUCUCUACCCUUGCAUCAGAGGGAAGCUAUGGAGAAAGUGGAGUGGAAGCCUUCAUACAGAAAUCUCGAGAAGACGGGGGAGUCUGUGUGGCCCAGUCAUUGAAGAUUCCACGAGAUCCUAAACGAGCAGAGUUUGACAAAAUUAUUAAGCGUCUAUUGGAAACCCCCAAUGCACGUGGAGUCAUUAUAUUUGCGAAUGAAGAUGACAUUAGGCAUGUGUUGGAAGCAACAAAAAGGGCUAAUCAGACCGGCCACUUCUUGUGGGUUGGAUCUGACAGCUGGGGAUCCAAAGUAGCGCCAGUACUACAGCAGGAGGACGUAGCUGUAGGAGCUGUCACUAUCCUUCCAAGGAGAGUUUCAGUCCAAGGAUUUGAUAGGUAUUUCAAGAGUCGGACUCUGGAGAAUAACAGAAGAAACAUUUGGUUUGCAGAGUUUUGGGAAGCAAAUUUCAAGUGCAAGCUGAGCCGACACGGAUUUAAACGAGGAAGUCAUGUUAAAAAAUGUACAGGCUUGGAGAGAAUUGGGCGAAAUAAUUCUUAUGAGCAAGAAGGAAAAGUACUGUUUGUUAUUGAUGCAGUUUAUGCUAUGGCACAUGCUCUGCACAACAUGCACAAAGACCUCUGCCGAGGACAUGUUGGGCUUUGUUCGAAAAUGAACCCUAUAGAUGGCAAGGUCCUUCUUGAAUAUAUCCGUAAAGUCAACUUCUCUGGAAGUGCUGGGAUCCCUGUGACCUUCAAUGAAAAUGGCGAUGCUCCUGGACAUUACGACAUUUAUCAGUACCAAGUUAAGGACAAUGCAACGCGUGCAUAUUCAGUCAUUGGAGAGUGGGCAAACAAACUUCAUUUAAAUAUCCACACAAUGCAAUGGCCAUCAGGAUCUCGUCAGGUUCCAGCAUCAAUUUGCAGCCUUCCAUGCAAACCAGGGGAAAGAAAAAAAAUUGUAAAGGGCAUUCCUUGUUGUUGGCAUUGUGAACUUUGUGAUGGCUACCAAUACCAGGUGGAUAAGUACAACUGCAAGAUCUGCCACUUUGACAUGCGUCCCAAUGAAAACCACACAGGAUGUCGCCCAAUUCCCAUCGUUAAAUUGGAGUGGUAUUCCCCUUGGGCUGUUGCACCUGUAUUCUUUGCAAUUAUUGGUAUCAUUGCUACACUAUUCGUUGUCAUAACCUUUAUACGUUACAAUGACACACCAAUAGUAAAAGCAUCUGGACGAGAAUUAAGUUAUGUGCUUCUCACAGGAAUUUUCCUCUGUUAUGCUAUUACCUUCCUUAUGAUAGCAGAGCCCGAUGUUGCCAUCUGCUCCAUGCGACGGAUCUUUCUUGGAUUAGGUAUGAGUAUCAGCUAUGCGGCCUUACUCACCAAGACGAACAGGAUUUAUCGCAUAUUCGAGCAAGGCAAGAAAUCAGUCAGUGCCCCCAGGUUUAUCAGUCCAGCCUCUCAGCUCAUGAUAACUUUCAGUUUUAUUUCUGUGCAACUGCUGGGUGUCUGUAUCUGGUUUAUUGCUGAUCCACCACACUCCUACAUAGACUAUGAUGACCAAAAGACUGCCAAUCCUCAGUUUGCUCGUGGAAUUCUCAAAUGUGAUAUUUCUGAUCUGUCUCUCAUCUGUUUGCUUGGAUACAGCAUGCUUCUCAUGGUCACAUGCACCGUGUAUGCCAUCAAAACCAGAGGGGUUCCAGAGACCUUCAAUGAGGCCAAACCUAUUGGAUUUACCAUGUACACCACCUGCAUUGUCUGGUUAGCCUUCAUUCCAAUAUUUUUCGGCACUGCACAGUCAGCAGAAAAAAUGUAUAUUCAAACCACCACUCUGACUAUUUCCAUAAAUCUGAGUGCUUCUGUGUCGCUUGGCAUGCUGUAUAUGCCCAAGGUUUAUGUCAUCCUGUUCCACCCAGAACAGAAUGUGCAGAGACGUAAGCGCAGCCUUAAAGCUGUAGUGACAGCGGCCACAAUGUCCAACAAGUUUACCCAGAAAGGAAAUCUCCGUCCCAAUGGAGAAGCCAAAACUGAACUAUGUGAAAGUCUUGAAACCCAAGUACCUUGAGGAUUCUAAUUGCAAACCAUCCAGUCCAGCAUUAGCUACCAAGCAAACAUACGUCAGCUACAGUAAUCAUGCAAUGUGAGUGAAUGUGACACUCCUCAAGGGGCUUUUGAGAUUUUGAAAGAAAGAAUAAUCUAAAAGACAGACAUUUCAUUAGUCCGGAUGUCCACCUACAAAACCAAGAAGGGCCAUUUCAAAGUAAAAGAGAUGGUAUCUAAGCGUAACAUUCAAUAGGAGACCCAAAAAGAUCAAGAUGACAGACUGCACGGAAGGAGGAUGACAAUUCCUGAAUCACUGAUUCUUGAUGAUUUGUCAACAAAAUUAACUCCCUUUAAAUCUUGUGAAGUUGUCUGUGAUUGUGUCAGAGUUGUUUUUAUUUCUAUUGAUUUUGAACUUACUCAAUGUGUUGCAAAAUAAAAUAUGUUUAAUUGCUCACCAAAUAGAUGGCAAGUUAAUGUAUGUGACAAACUGACUGGGGAAACAAAAAUGUCUGCUUUAUGUCCUGACCAAUCAAAAGUACAGUGCCUGGUUGUUUAUGAAUACUUAAAUGGAAAGUGUAGAGCAUGUUCACUUUUAUACAAAAAUUUCUAAUAAAAUAGUGU
This is a messenger RNA of Stegostoma tigrinum, 4508 nucleotides long. RefSeq names its product metabotropic glutamate receptor 4-like. Gene Ontology annotation, biological process: G protein-coupled glutamate receptor signaling pathway; regulation of synaptic transmission, glutamatergic. Bases 1207 to 3909 code for a protein of 900 amino acids. Gene Ontology annotation, molecular function: adenylate cyclase inhibiting G protein-coupled glutamate receptor activity. The transcript has 12 exons. The record is from RefSeq and is a predicted model, not a curated record. Gene Ontology annotation, cellular component: membrane. NCBI's taxonomy places the organism in Eukaryota, Metazoa, Chordata, Chondrichthyes, Orectolobiformes, Stegostomatidae.